Messenger RNA from Symbiodinium sp. CCMP2456, 1968 nucleotides. NCBI's taxonomy places the organism in Eukaryota, Dinophyceae, Suessiales, Symbiodiniaceae. The record is from the annotation of a GenBank genome assembly.
AUGCCAGCAGGAUCUUUCAGACCUGAUCGCUCAGUUCUGCAUCCGCAGCUAGCAGUUCGCAAACACGCCUUUGAAGAUCGGGUAGACGUUACCCGCCGAAUGAAGCUAUUCAAAUGGUGUCUCCUUUUCUCUCUCCUCGGCGCAGUCGGUGCCUUCAAGACGAAUACUUCGGACGAGGAAACAAAUGAGCCAGAUGAGGAUGAAGCAGACGAGGAGGAGCCAUUGGCCCCGGGAGAUUACGGUCCGUUGGGCGACCUUGCUUUGGCCGUCCCCCUCAUGAUCACCAAUAUCAGCAACUUGACAGGUUUGCUCUCGGGCAAAAAUGCCCCACCCGAUGAAAAUAUCACACUCCACUUCGGGAACAUCCAAAGUGACCUGGUGGUGCUGUAUGACAAGGUUAGUGGGUUCUUCACGGCGCUCCACGCGGCCAUGCCAGGCCAGGAUGGCCCGCUAUAUUGUCCUCGAAACUCUCUGCCACAUAUCCGGGAGUGCGCAGUCAUCGCAAGCUGUCUCCUUCAAGAUGCAGUACCGGACAGUUUCGAUAUGGCCAUGUACGCUUCCUACCUCGAGAUGUUGGACAGGUUUGUAGAACAGACCUGGCCGAUUUUGGAGAGGGAGCUCCUGAUUGAGCGACCCGGGGCUCAUAUGCAUCUCCCGGCACAGGUGCCUGAGAAAUACAUGUGCGACGAUUUUGGCACCGUAGAGACUUACGAGGCAAGCUUGCUUCAAGAGGACUUGUCGUCCACCAUGGCCAUGUCAGCGGCCAUGGCGCGCGCCACAGACCUCACACACAGGCUCCUGGAUGAGUAUGUUGCCAAUGCUUCCAUGGAUUCUAUGGUGGAAGAAAUGCAGAUCGCAUGGAAGCCAAUCUGCCAGAAGCUUGCUUGCGACCACGAGAACUUCUGGGACAUCCAUUUCGUUUCACAUUUGCAGACCAUGGCCCUCACAGAGACGAACGCUGCUAGCACCUUGCGGCGCGAGGUCCGAAAACGUCUGAGGCUGGAGCGCCGAGUCAAGAGCUUCAUGGCGCAACACCGCGAGCGCUUCGGCCACAUGCUGGCGUACCAAUCGCAUGGGCGUGCCAGCCGCUUCUUUGACUACGACAGGAAGUCCAAGUCUUCAGUGGAGACCUGGAAGCGCUACGGGCAGAAAGGAAAAGAUGCCAUGAUGGAGUUCGUGAUGCCCUACACCACCGCGCUUGCUCGGAUCAACGAGACCCGCGCCACCCUGUGCUUUGACCAGGUGGAGUAUCGGAAGUUCCAAGAAGAAGAAGACCAAAUUGAAAGAACCCGCGCGAUGCGAGGCGAUCCCCAGGUCGCUCCAGUGGCCAGAGCUUUGCUGACCGCCCGGGAGUCGUCCGUCCAGUAUCAGCAAGACAUGGAGGAGCUCAUUGCCGACGCGGAGGACGAGCAGGUGGCGCGAGGUGGGAAAGGCUUUUUCAAAAAGGUCGGCAAAGCGGUCAAGAAAGCCGCCAAAACGGUUGUCAAGGCCGUAAAGACAGUGGGCAAGUUCUUGCUGACACUGUUCGCUUGCAUCGGUGACUUGUUCGAGUUUGUCACCACCGGUUAUGCCAAAGACAUCGUCCCCGGGAACAUCGCCUUUGGGGCUGGGGUUACCGUAGGCGACAUGGCCACGGGACUUGUCAACCUCAUCAACGGCAAGUCACCGGUGACGUGGAUCUCCAUUGACAUGGGCUUCGCUGUUGGCUUAACCUACAAGGCAGUGUGGGCUGGGUUCGGUGUGGGUGUGGGGGCCAGCUGCAGCGUAUCCGCCUGUGCUGCAUACGUCAGUGUGGGAGUCCUGGGCACCGUCAACUUGCCCAUGUACGCGCCCACCAUCUUCUGCCCUUUCGGCCCCAUGAUUGGUGAUCCAGUCACAGGCUUCGAAUGCACUCAAGUCAUGGGUGGCUCCAUAUCUGCCUUCUGCUGUAAUUUUAAUAUGCUCACAGGCAAGAACGACUGCCGCUAG